CUGCGUUAAACUCAAGAUCUCAACCAAACUUACGAAUACAUAAUCACUUAAACCUAUCAAAAGAAAUGAACAACGAUGAAGAGUUUCUUCGGCUAUGGUUGGAGAGAGUGAACUCGCUGGCUGAUCCCGAGGCCCAUAGUAACGUGCGUAGGAUCAACAACGAAGGAGGUGAAGAAAAUGCAAGGCAAAAGAGGCCAGCUGAGUCAAAGAGUGACGGAAAGAAGAGUCGAGUUAAGAGACAGUGCGCGACUAAAUCUUCAGAAAAAUCUCCUGAUGAGUUGUUGGCGAAAGAGAUGAAGCGAGAACUUAUAAGAACCAAAAUUGAAGAACUUAAGGCAGUAACACCCAAUUGCCCACAGACGGAUAUCAACGGCAUCCUUGAUUGUACUAUCGAGUACGUGAGGCACUUGCAGCUUGCAAUUCUUUUUAUUGCAUUACAUGAAUACGUACGAAACAAUAAGAUGUGAGACUGGAGACCGUUUACUCAAGCUGGCGCUGUUUUGAUACUCUUCAAGAGUUUCUAUUAUGUUGUUCUUAUUAUCCCAGAUGUUGUUCUUUAUGUGUUUGUUAGUUAGAAUAAAGUGGUAUUGUAUGUUUUUGGUUUAAUGGUACGUGUUUUGUUGUAAUACGAUACCAUCUUUAAAUUGCGUUCAGAACUUAAGGAUCUUGCCUAAGAUAUGAUCUGAUCACUACGCCCA
Molecule: messenger RNA, 698 nt
Organism: Camelina sativa (false flax)
Lineage: Eukaryota; Viridiplantae; Streptophyta; Magnoliopsida; Brassicales; Brassicaceae
Product: transcription factor MEE8-like
Molecular function (GO): protein dimerization activity
Source: RefSeq, a predicted model, not a curated record